Trichechus manatus latirostris (Florida manatee) is the source of this 1943-nucleotide messenger RNA. RefSeq names its product organic solute carrier partner 1 (gene OSCP1). NCBI's taxonomy places the organism in Eukaryota, Metazoa, Chordata, Mammalia, Sirenia, Trichechidae. The coding region runs from base 615 to 1712 and encodes 365 amino acids. The transcript is spliced from 10 exons. Gene Ontology annotation, biological process: transport. The record is from RefSeq and is a predicted model, not a curated record. Gene Ontology annotation, cellular component: plasma membrane; cytoplasm.
GCAAAUUUGUGCCCCCAUAUUCUUUCCAAAGAAUUAAGUGGGAAGUGGGAGCCCCGGGUGCCAAGGCCCAACGUAAAACUGCCAUUUCCUCUUUGGGGGCAUUUGUGUCACAGUCUGGCCCAACUCCUUUCUCAACAGGUGAACUUUCUGAACAUUCUUCUGCAAGGAGCCACGAUGACAUAUAGCUUAUUCACUUCCCAGGGGGAAAGGCUUCAUUUUGCUUUUACUUUGCCAGAGCGCCUAACAAUCACCUUGGGACUUUUUUUUCGUUUACUCCUGAUUUGUUUGGGUCUAAGCUAUUUUUCUAAAUGCUGCUGAGAACUCAAAGACACUAGAGAAAUGACUUAGCCCAUAGGUGAAUGGUACCUAUUUAUAAGCGUUAACAUAAUCAGGGCUGACUUUAACAUCAGCCCUGAUUUGGCACUCCUCCCUGGCCUACAUAAAUCUGUGGAAAAUUCUUCAUAUUCACUCUUGUGAGGCCCUGAUGUGUGGCUUUUUAAUUGUACCUAGUUCCUUGAAAAUUCUGCAUUUUAUAUAGUCUCUGGUAAGAAAAACAUUAGAAAGCCCAGUUAUCAUAGGCUCUUACUUGUUUAGGUUGAAGGGAAAGGCUAUGCAUGAGGCAAGCACGAAGAGUUAACUGUCUCCAAGCUGUCCACACUGGGGAAAUGUUAACGCACAUUAAAGUUCUGAACGACAUCAUCUCCACCAUGUUCAAUAGGAAGUUCAUGGAAGAAUUGUUCAAACCCCAAGAGCUCUACUCCAAGAAGGCCCUGAGGACAGUCUACGACCGCCUGGCUCAUGCCUCCAUUAUGAGACUGAACCAGGCCAGCAUGGAUAAGCUCUAUGACCUGAUGACUAUGGCUUUCAAAUACCAAGUACUGCUGUGUCCCCGUCCCAAGGAUGUGUUGCUGGUCACUUUCAAUCAUUUAGAUGCCAUCAAGGAAUUCAUCCGAGACUCCCCAGCCAUCCUGCAUCAAGUGGAUGAGACUUUCUGGCAGCUGACUGAAGUAUACGGGAGUCUCUCUGCUGGGGAGUUCCAGAUGAUCCGGCAGACACUCCUCAUCUUCUUCCAGGACCUACACAUUCGAGUGUCCAUAUUUCUGAAGGACAGAGUUCAAAAUUCUAAUGGUCGCUUUGUGUUGCCAGUGUCCGGGCCUCUUCCCUGGGGAACUGAAGUUCCCGGACUAAUCAGAAUGUUCAACAACAAAGGUGAAGAAGUGAAGAAGGUCCAAUUCAGGCACGGUGGGAACUAUGUCACUGCACCAAAAGAAGGUUCUUUUGAACUUUAUGGAGACCGAGUCUUGAAACUGGGAACUAAUAUGUACAGUGUGAAUCGGCCUGUGGACACACACAUGUCUGGAGCAUCAAAGAACUUAGCUUCACGGACAGAGGAAAACAUUACUCCAAACCCUCUUGCUAAAGAAGAGCUGAAUUUCUUGGCCAGGCUGAUGGGAGGAAUGGAGAUUAAGAAACCCAGUGGCCCUGAGCCAGGAUUCCGGUUGAAUCUCUUUACCACCGAUGAAGAAGAGGAACAAGCAGCUUUAACCAGGCCAGAAGAGUUAUCCUAUGAAGUUGUCAACAUACAAGCUACCCAGGACCAGCAAAGGAACAAAGAGCUGGCUCGGAUCAUGGGGGAGUUUGAGAUCACGGACCAGCCACGGUGGACCGCCAGCAAGGGGGAGGACUUGCUCGCCAUGAUGGAUGAGCUGUAGCGGUGCUGACCAGGCACACCCUCCACUAGCAUGGGACAGCCUGCCUGAUGGCCACCCCUGGGGAAGGCCCCCGGGUCCAAAAUGAUGCUGCUAGUUUUCUACUGAGUGAAGCCGUUGCCCCCUGUUCUUAUUUCUGUUGUAACGAACGGUGCAAGUCUGCCUCAGGAAGCACUCUCUUGAAGGCACAUGCACACAUAUAUUUUCCACAAAAUACAUUCUGGCUUUUAAGCU